Messenger RNA from Aspergillus uvarum CBS 121591, 2036 nucleotides. Its product is annotated as putative aromatic amino acid aminotransferase. NCBI's taxonomy places the organism in Eukaryota, Fungi, Ascomycota, Eurotiomycetes, Eurotiales, Aspergillaceae. Gene Ontology annotation, molecular function: pyridoxal phosphate binding; transaminase activity. The record is from RefSeq and is a predicted model, not a curated record. The transcript is spliced from 3 exons. Gene Ontology annotation, biological process: biosynthetic process. The coding region runs from base 161 to 1918 and encodes 585 amino acids.
GCGAUAACGUCCGGUUUAUAUAGACCCCAACGGUCUUCGUCCUCGCGCCCGUGCUUUGGGUUUGAGCAGUUGAAUCAAUAUCCCUUGUGGUUUAGUAUCCAUUCUUGAUUCAGCCUUCAAACAUUGGCGAUUGGUAACGAGAACUCGGUCGGGAUCCAUCAUGGUUUACUCCAGCCUCCAAAAGUCGCCUCCGCUCGACUUGUCGCAUCAUCUCUCGGCGGUGACCAAGAGACGCGAGAACAGUCUGGUGAAGAGCCUCUACAAGUACAUGAUCCGACCCAAUGUCGAUAAUAUGGCGGGUGGCUUGCCAAAUGCGUCAUACUUCCCCUACGAGACCCUCGAGGCCACGGUCGCCCACCCCCAGCGAUUCGCGGUGACGACAACCACAGAAAAAGGAGACGCGCGGUCCACGGACCGCAUGGUCGUCCCCAAGGAAACCCCCCAUGCCAACACGCUCCACAAGGUCGAUGUCGCCACGGCCCUGCAGUAUGGCACCGCCGAGGGACUGCCGGCCCUGGCCACGUUUGUGCGCGAGUUCGCCCGCGAGCAUCUCCACCCCAACGUCCCCUAUGCGGGCGGGCCGGCGACUCUACUCACGACGGGGGCGACCGACGGCCUGUCCAAGGCCGUGGAGGCGUUCACCACCGCGUGGGAUCCGCGGCGCGACUGGAUCAAUCAGCGGGAGGGCGUGCUCUGCGAGGAGUUCGUCUUCAUGAACGCCAUCCAGACCUUCCAGCCCCGGGGCGUCAACGUCGCCACCGUCGCCAUCGACGCGGAGGGGAUGGUCGCGCACGGCAAGGGCGGGUUGGCGGAUGUGCUGGAGAACUGGGAUUUCAAGAAAGGUCGUCGCCCGCAUCUGAUGUACACCAUCACAAUCGGCCAAAAUCCCACGGGCGGGACUCUGUCCGUGGAACGCCGGAAGGAGAUCUAUGCGCUGUGUCAGCGGUACGACAUCCUGAUCAUCGAAGACGACCCGUACUGGAACCUCCAGUACCCGUCCGCGGCGGCCACGGAGGCCCAGUACCGCGGCUCGCCCGCCGCGGUCCACCCGGCCCCGCGCAACUAUAACGCCCACGGCCGGUCCUCCGGGUACGCGUUCCUGGACUCGCUGGUCCCCUCGUAUCUGUCGGUGGACACGGACGGCCGCGUCGUGCGGCUGGACACGUUCUCCAAGACCAUCGCCCCCGGGUGUCGGCUGGGCUGGAUCACCGCCCAGCCGGCCUUCAUCGAGCGGUUGACCCGCAUCACCGAGACGAGCACCCAGCAGCCGUCCGGGUUCGUGCAGGCUAUGGUGGCGGAGUUGAUCGUAGGUCAGCAGGUGGAAUCGGGUACCAGUUCAAACCGCAAGAGCAAGGGCAAGCCGCGCGCCUGGCAGAUGGAUGGCUGGGUGCGGUGGCUGGAGGGGCUGCGCGCGAGCUACGAGCAGCGCAUGCGCGACAUGUGCACAGUCCUGGAGGAGGGGAAGUACCUGGUCGAUACGGACGAGGCAGACACAAAUGCAGGGACCUGGGAGGUGCUGGACAAGGUGCAGAUGUAUGACUUUACGUGGCCCACCGGCGGCAUGUUCGUGUGGCUGAAGGUCAGCAUCGAGACGCAUCCCUUGCUGCAGAGGUACGGGGCCGAGCGCUUGAGCAAGGCGCUCUGGCUGCAGCUCAUGGAGAAACCGUACCUGUGUCUGAUGAGUCCCGGGUCGUUGUUCGCGCCCACCCCUGCGGCGCUCAUCCGCUCGCAGCAGUACUUCCGGCUCUGCUUUGCGGCGAUGCCCGCGGAGGAGGUCGCCGGCAUCACUCGGCGGUUGGUGGACGGGUUCCGGGCGUUCUGGAGGAGGAAGGACCUGGAUGGUUUGGAGGACGAGGCGGUGAUGCUGCAGAGGUUGCAGUUGGAGGGGCCGGCGAAUAUGAUGGGGUUGGGGUGUUAAAUUGUUUGGUUUGUGUCGGUACUCCGUACUGCAGUAACCCGUGAUGACGAGACAAAGUAAAUAUGGUUCAUAGAGACGGUACCCUGUCAAAGAUAUCCCCGUCAAACUACCACACCAU